AGCGCAGUGCCCCCCACUCCGGACUCUUCUUGCUUCCGCCAUGUCGCAAUCUGAGGUCUCCGAGAAGAAACCUGGCCAGUACGCAGACAGGGCCAAAGGCGAUGAUGUGUACGCCGUCGAUGAGGAGGUGGCCGUUGAGCCACCUCUCAAACGCCAGUUGAAGAACCGACACAUUGCGAUGAUAAGUAUUGGAGGCGUUAUAGGUACAGGUUUGUUCUUGGGUACAGGGACUGCUUUGUCCCAUGGCGGUCCUGUUGGUUUGCUGCUGGGUUACUCUAUCAUGGGCACUAUUUGUUUCGCCGUCAUGGUGUCAUUGGGCGAGAUGAUUGCUUACUUGCCGAUAUCUGGUGGUCAUAUCAAGCUCGCCGAGCGUUUUGUGGACCCUGCCUUCAGUUUCGCGAUGGGAUGGAAUUAUGUCUUCAACUGGAUUAUUGUGAUGCCUGCCGAGUUGAGCGCAGCCGCUGUUCUGAUCGGAUUCUGGGAUCAAUCGACUAGCCCCGCUGUUUGGAUUGUCAUGUGCAUGGUGGUGACGAUUGCCAUUAACAUGUUCGGAGCUGGCGCAUAUGGCGAAGCAGAGUUCUGGUUUGCAUCCAUCAAAGUGAUCACAAUCACGGGGCUCAUCAUCCUGGGUAUUGUACUUGACCUCGGAGGCGGUCCUAACCACGAUCGAAUUGGCUUCCGAUACUGGAAACAUCCUGGUCCGUUCAGUCAGUACGCCAACAUCAGUGGUGCUACUGGUCGCUUCCUUGGUUGGUGGGCCGUCAUGACACAAGCCGGCUUCUCCUUCAUCGGAACGGAAAUUGUCGCCAUUGCCGCUGGCGAGGCCAAGAACCCCCGUCGCAACUUGCCGAAGGCCAUCAAGCGCGUGUACAUCCGAAUUUUGCUAUUCUACAUUUGUGGUGUUAUCAUCAUCGGCCUUCUCGUCCCCUCCAACGAUAAGACUUUGACGAAAGGAGAUGGAACCGCCAACGCCAGUCCGUUCGUCAUCGCCAUCAAGAACGCGGGCAUUAGCGGCUUGCCUUCUGUCAUCAACGCUGCGCUGCUUACCUCCGCUUGGUCCGCUGCUUCCAGCGACCUGUACACAUCGUCUCGUGCCCUCUAUGGUCUGGCUCUCGCCGGAAACGCACCACGUAUCUUCCUGAAGACCACGAAACGGGGUUUGCCUUGGCUAGCACUCGUCACCUGUGCAUUGUUCACCACGCUGGCCUUCAUGAGUGUCAACAGUGGCGCCGGAACCGUGUUCGGAUGGUUCCAGAACAUGACUUCUGUCGCUGGACUGAUGACAUGGUUCGGUAUCUCCGUCACGUACCUCCGGUUCCACGCAGGCUGGAAGGCACAGGGUCUGGAUAGGUCAACGUUGCCGUAUGCCUCGAGGCUGCAACCCUUCGCAGCCUGGUGGUCGAUGGUGUGGUGCCUCAUCAUCUGCUUCUUCAGCGGUUUCAGCGUCUUCAUUCAUGGUCACUGGAAUACUGCAACCUUCAUCACCAAUUACUUGCCCUUCGCCCUUUUCCCGAUUUUAUAUCUAUCGGCCCGUUUCGUCACGAAAAUCCCGCCCAAGAAACCGAUGGACAUGGAUUUCUUCACUGGGUUGGAAGCUAUUGAACGGGAUACAUACGACGACCCUCCCCCGCGGAACGCUAUGGAACGCUUCUGGGGCUGGCUGAUGUAAACGCCUGCUCCCAUGUUCGUAUAAUGUUACAUCUUGAAGGAGAUAUCCGGAUCUCAUUCCAUAUGAUCUGUGGUGUACAAGUAACGGAUCGCACGAUUUUGAUUGUGUUUUAGAUCCAGGUAUAUAACAUACUUGUGAGGCCAGAUCAGCGUUUGACGGCC
This is a messenger RNA of Punctularia strigosozonata HHB-11173 SS5, 1830 nucleotides long. Its product is annotated as amino acid permease. Lineage: Eukaryota; Fungi; Basidiomycota; Agaricomycetes; Corticiales; Punctulariaceae. The coding region runs from base 41 to 1669 and encodes 542 amino acids. Gene Ontology annotation, molecular function: amino acid transmembrane transporter activity. The transcript has 23 exons. Gene Ontology annotation, biological process: amino acid transmembrane transport. Gene Ontology annotation, cellular component: membrane. The record is from RefSeq and is a predicted model, not a curated record.